This is a messenger RNA of Nylanderia fulva, 1309 nucleotides long. Lineage: Eukaryota; Metazoa; Arthropoda; Insecta; Hymenoptera; Formicidae. The record is from RefSeq and is a predicted model, not a curated record.
AGGAAGAGGAACUUUUUGGUGUUCGUUUAGUACAUAAAAUGAUAUAUGCAUAGACUGACAGCGGAUCUUUCGUAUUCUAAACACGUCGCACGUUCAUUCGACUAAUUAACCGUUUCGAAAGAUGAUACUAUGCUAAUUGACACUAAAUAAAGAUCGGGUUGACGUAACAACGUAAACCGGUGUUUGCAGGCAUGGAUAACGCUGUCACUUCCUGAAGAUCAUCAGCAGGUGUUUCUGUCCAUCAAUCUCUGUCUGAAAACUUCAUUAUGGCUUCUGCUACGGAGCAGCAGCAACAGCAGCAGACCACGCUGGAAUUUUACCAGGCGAUGGCUGACUUUAAGAACAUGUUUCCACAGAUGGAUGACGAUGUGAUAGAGGCUGUGCUGAGAUCCAAUCAGGGAGCUGUGGAUACUACGAUUGAUCAGUUACUCACUAUGAGUACUGACAACGAGAAUGAGAAGAUUAGGAGUGAAUUGGAGCAGAAAGAAGAAUUGCCAAGCACUGCAAAGUCACCUAGGAAAGAUUCUAGCAAAUCGUUAAGAUCUAUACAUAAGUGGCAGCCACCAUUGUUGGGACCAUUGCCAGAUACCUUUCUAAGACUGCCCCAGCAAAUGAUAUCGGAUGAUGGCAUUGAUUCAGUGUACUCGCAAGAGAACUCCAUGUUGGAAGAUGAGAGAAUUGCCAUGUUUUUACAGAACGAGGAGUUUAUGGCAGAACUUCGUUGGAAUGAAGAUUUUCUAUCCACGUUGGAACAUGAUUCGAAACUCGAAAAGUGCAGUGCUCAGACUGGUCAUGAUGACGAGGAUUUAUUUAAGGAAAGACUGAAGAACAUGGGCAAAUUAUCUCGACGUAAAUUCGCACAACUCACGAAAGUAUUCACACGCAGUAAGAAACGCGGGGGCAGGCAAUUGUUGCCACCGACAGCUUCAUGUGACGAUCUCUUGGAUCCAGAAGAGUCAUCGAAACCUCAAUCUUAAGGAAACAUCUGUAACUAUGAUUCUACAGGGAAUAUCUAUACUCUUGUCUUACUUUAUUGUAAAGACAGAGCAAACUUAAUGGCGUUCACAGCUUAAGUGUAAUUUAAAUGUCACAAAAACAAGCAUAUCCAUGUCGCGUAAUUUGCGCGAGACGAAUGAAAAUUAUGUUAGCGUCGUACAUAAUUUAAUUAGUGAUUUAUGUUUCUGGUUCACGUGAUGGAGAUAAUUAGCUGAACAGAGAUAAUGAAAUUGCUAGGCUGAGGAUCCAAAGGCGUAUUAAAACGAAAAGAUAAAAAUUUAUAGAGAAAGAAAAAUUAAUAUCAAGAAGAAAG